GACGCCUGGCCACCCCUGCUGAGGUGGCCUCGCCGACAGAGCUCAGCAAUGCCUGCAGCCGGGGUGUCUGCGGCCAGGGUGCCUGCUCCUCCACCCGGGAGUCAGCCUUCGUGCACGCCAUCGCCUCGGCCGGCGUGGCCUUCGCUGUGACGCGCUCCUGCGCCGAGGGCGCGCCUGCCGUCUGCGGCUGCAGCAGCCGCCACCAGGGCUCCCCGGGGGCCGGCUGGAAGUGGGGUGGCUGCAGCGAGGACAUCGAGUUCGGCGGAAUGGUGUCUCGGGAGUUUGCCGACGCGCGGGAGAACCGGCCUGACGCCCGCUCAGCGAUGAACCGGCACAACAACGAGGCGGGGCGCCAGGCCAUUGCCAGCCACAUGCACCUCAAGUGCAAGUGCCACGGGCUGUCGGGCAGCUGCGAGGUGAAGACCUGCUGGUGGGCACAGCCCGACUUCCGUGCCGUUGGGGACUUCCUGAAGGACAAGUACGACAGCGCGUCCGAGAUGGUGGUGGAGAAGCACCGUGAGUCCCGCGGCUGGGUGGAGACGCUGCGGCCACGCUAUACCUACUUCAAGGCGCCCACGGAGCACGACCUGGUCUACUACGAGGCCUCGCCCAACUUCUGCGAGCCCAACGCCGACACUGGCUCGUUCGGCACGCGCGACCGCGCCUGCAAUGUCAGCUCUCCGGGCAUCGACGGCUGCGACCUGCUGUGCUGCGGCCGCGGGCACGACGCGCGCACCGAGCGGCGCCGGGAGAAGUGCCGCUGCGUCUUCCACUGGUGCUGCUACGUCAGCUGCCAGGAGUGCGCGCGUGCCUACGAGGUGCACACCUGCAAGUAGUCAGGCCGUGGCAGCCCCAGGGCGGGG
Molecule: messenger RNA, 863 nt
Organism: Talpa occidentalis (Iberian mole)
Lineage: Eukaryota; Metazoa; Chordata; Mammalia; Eulipotyphla; Talpidae
Product: protein Wnt-3a-like
Exons: 4
Biological process (GO): neuron differentiation; cell fate commitment; canonical Wnt signaling pathway
Cellular component (GO): extracellular region
Molecular function (GO): frizzled binding; cytokine activity
Source: RefSeq, a predicted model, not a curated record